Molecule: messenger RNA, 1487 nt
Organism: Thermothelomyces thermophilus ATCC 42464
Lineage: Eukaryota; Fungi; Ascomycota; Sordariomycetes; Sordariales; Chaetomiaceae
Exons: 1
Coding region: 263-1366 (367 amino acids)
Biological process (GO): sulfate assimilation
Molecular function (GO): 3'(2'),5'-bisphosphate nucleotidase activity
Source: RefSeq, a predicted model, not a curated record
GGUACCUGAGGAAUGGUCCCGAGAUAAAACCAGUCCUCGGUGUUCUCGAACCCACCCAGCACAUGUCGAAGAAAGGGUCAACACAUAAUAUGAGACAGCCUAUCCGAGAUCUCGUGUCCAUCAGCGAGAUUUCAACCCCCGGCAUUACUCACUCGGGAUCUACCACCUUUAGGGUAUUUGUUGGGCCUACUGCGCCGACGAGCAGACAGGAAGAGGUCGUUGCCGAUAUCGGGAUAAGCAAAGGAGGACGACAGCGGUUUUCAUGAUGGACAACUGCUACCGCCGCGAGCUCGAGACAGCGACUGCCGCCAUACAGACGGCUGCUCAGAUCAGCCGGGAGGUCCUCGCUGCCGCUGCCGCUCGGGGUGACCAGGCCGCGUCCGGGACCUUUGACGUCGUCAAAGACGACCUCAGCCCCGUCACCGUUGCCGACUUCGCCAUCCAGGCCCUCCUUAGACGGGCUCUCGGCAAUGCCUUUCCCGCCGACGGCUUCGUCGGCGAGGAGUCGGCCGACGAGCUGAGGCAGAACCGCAGGCUGCUUUCCCGUGUGCUCGCCGUCCUCGCCCAGUGCGGAGCCAGCGCCCUGUUUCGCGACGCCGACGACCUCUGCGACGCCAUCGACUCUUGCACCACCCUGACGCCGGGCGCCGCCGGUCCCACCAGGAUCUGGGUAUUUGACCCCAUCGACGGCACAAAGACCUACAUCCGCCACGAGCAAUACGCCAUUAACGUCGCCCUCCUCGAGGCGGGCCGUCAGGUCGUGAGCGUCGUGGCUUGCCCUCUGCUCUCCGUCGAUGCCACCGCUCCCGUGACCGACCGCUCCGUCGACCCGACUGGGAAGGGAUGUAUUCUCUACGCCGUCCGGGGUCAUGGCGCCCACAUUCGGCCGCUGUUUGGAGAUGCCGGCGCCGUGCAACCUCGGCAGCUCCCCCGGCACGCUGACGAAGCCACGUCUCCCGACCAUCUCCGCUCCGUCACCUGCUGGGCUCUGCUCGACUCCGGCGUGGACUCGGUGCACGAACGGGUGGCGGAGCAGCUAAAGGUCCCGUUCCCGGGCUGCGACCUGCUGGGAUGGGUCCCCCGAUGGGCCGUCAUGGCGAUGGGAGCGGCGAACAUGACUGUCUGGGUGUACAGGAAGAGGGAUCGCUACGCCAAGAUAUGGGACCACGCCGGCGCCAUGCUGCUCUUCGAAGAGGUCGGCGGCAUGAUCACCGACGUCCACGGCAAAGAGAUCGACUUGACCGCGGGGAGAAAACUUAAGGCCAACUUUGGCUUCGUGGCAGCCCCCCGGAGUCUGCAUCCCCUUGUGCUACGGGCGGUGCACGAUGUCCUCAAGACAUCCGGGAAACACGAGCUCCUCCAGUAGCUGUUGGUGGCCGCAUCUCGUCCCGGAGACGGGCCAUCUCCCCUCCCAUGACCGCCAGCACGCGCAUCUUACACAAUCAGCAGUUUGUGGACUCCACCACAGGACGUCCUCAUCACUCACC